Molecule: messenger RNA, 4579 nt
Organism: Pleuronectes platessa (European plaice)
Lineage: Eukaryota; Metazoa; Chordata; Actinopteri; Pleuronectiformes; Pleuronectidae
Gene: rpgra
Product: retinitis pigmentosa GTPase regulator a
Exons: 13
Coding region: 1-4140 (1379 amino acids)
Biological process (GO): visual perception; ubiquitin-dependent protein catabolic process; protein ubiquitination
Cellular component (GO): photoreceptor outer segment
Molecular function (GO): ubiquitin protein ligase activity
Source: RefSeq, a predicted model, not a curated record
AUGACCGGACAGACUGAUGCAGACAUACCCGAAACAGGAGCCAUCUUCACAUUUGGAAAGAGCAGCUUUGCAGACAAUGUACCCAGUAAAUUCUGGUUGAAGAACGACCAUCCAGUGCAUAUAUCCUGUGGUGGGGCGCACACUGCUGUCAUCACAGACAAUGGGAGGAUCCUCAUGUUUGGUGCCAACACCUGCGGCCAACUGGGACUGGGAUUUAAACGUGCAGCCAGUAAACCUGCCUCUGUGAAAGCCUUUAAGUCUGAGACGGUGAAGCUUGUAGCUUGUGGGAGAGAUCACACAAUUGUCUGCACAUGGCAGGGUUGUGUGUACGGUGCUGGCAGUAACCACGAGGGACAGCUCGGUUUGGGUCACUGCAUCAACACAACGUCCUUCACCCUGCUGCCUCCUUUCUGUGACGAUGCACCAGUCAGGAUGCUCUCUGCAGGGUGCAGCACCUCAGCGGCCUUAACAGAGGACGGGAGGCUGUUCAUGUGGGGAGACAACUCCGUGGGUCAGCUUGGUUUAGGGGACGAGGGAUCAGCAGCAGAACCCAGAGAGGUGGAUGUUGGAGAGGCGGUAGUGUGGGUCUCCUGUGGAUACCACCACUCAGCAUUUGUCACAGUGGCUGGAGGUCUUUACACGUUUGGUGAAAGUAUGAAUGGACGUCUUGGUCUCGAGACAGAGCAGCUCGCCAAUCACAGAGUCCCCCAGAGGGUGCAAGGGAUUCUGGGUCGUGUCAUCCAGGUGUCCUGUGGAGGGGAGCACACUGCAGUACUCACUGAGGGGCACGUGUACACCUUCGGCAGGGGUCAGUACGGUCAGCUGGGCCAUGGAACGUUUCUGUUUGAGGUCGAUAUGCCAAAACCACUGGAGCACUUUUCUAACAACAGCAUCAGACAUGUCUCCUGUGGAGAGAACCACACUGCUGUGAUCACUGAGAACGGGCUGCUCUAUACAUUUGGUGACAGUCGUCAUGGAAAACUGGGCUCAGGGGAGGAGAACUUCACAAACCAGUUCAGCCCAACACUUUGUAGACGUUUUCUGAAAUACAACGUUCAGUUAGUGUCCUGCGGUUGUAACCACAUGCUGGUACUGGCUGCACCCAGACCACCACAGAGCCAGGAGGGGGUCCCAGAGACGGAUGUCACCAUCGAUGACAACUUGUUGCGUUUAGAAAUGCUCCAGUUCGACACUUUGACGGAUCCAACUCCACUGGUCCCAAAGUCUGCCCUCGCUGCUCGAGCUCGCCACAGAGAGAAAGAGAGCUCAGUGGAUCUGUUUGGAGAAAUGUUCCAGAACCUCCCGCGUUUGAACUCCGACUUCCUCAACACCUCGUGGCAAACAUCCAGAAACGUCUUAACCCGCACGACACGUUCAAAGGACGUGACCACCCCUUCAUCACCCCCCAAACCCCUGUCGGACACACCACCAAGCCCACCACUCUCACCCGCACCUCUGUCAGAAUCUGUAUCCUCCAAGCCAUCAAGCUUAUAUUCUCAAUCAUCACUUCAGAGUAAAUCCCAUAGAGUCUCCUCCUCUACAUCUGAACCCGGAGACUUUCCCUCUUCCAUACUGUCGCCAAAGUCUGUAACUAAACGUAACCCGAACGUGUCGGGGGCAAAAAAGGCCUUAAAUGGCAGAAUGUCAUCACACACUACAGGUCUCAGAGAGAGAGAAGGCCUCACCUCAUCACCGACAGAGGGAGAAAAUGUUCAGAGACUUGUGAUCAAUGAAGAUUUGCAGAACAGAAGAGGAGUCGACUCUGACAUUUUGCCAGAUAUGAGAACAGAGGAGGUUUCUAUCAGCGGUGCCAAAUUCCUGGAGGCCUUUGAACCUGCUGAUAGAGAUCUGCUCGUUUCACAGAGUGAAAACAAGGAAGCUAAGGAGGAUAAACCAAGAUGGGCACAAAUUCUCAGUGACGCAGUCGCUGUUCUUCCCGCUGAUGGGAUGGUAGGUGCAGCUGUGGAGGUCCUCGCUGAGGCAGUGACAAGUGUACCGGUGGACACAGCCGUCUCAACACCGUCCAAAGCAUCCGGUCGAGGGAAAAAGUUCACAAAGCAAAGUGCGAUUAGGCAGCCUUCGUUCGCCUCGACAUUCACCUCUGCAGAAUCGUCAAAUCAAGAAGAAGAGAACGCAAAGAAACACGCUCAAGUCAGUGUCCCGUUAGAGUCUCGGAAUAGAGUUCAAGAAGAUGACUGCGAUGAUCGUGAUCAGUCUGAACAUGAGGCUGUGAAAAGUAACACGACCAAGCAGACAGGGGUUGAAGACUGUUCGCAAACAGAUGUACACAACUUGAAAACUUUCCAGCAAGACCACGAAGAGCAGGAGGAUGAAGAUCAGAAAACCUCAAAGGUCUCCAGAGAAGACGUAGGAGAAGAUGAUGAGAAUAAAAAGGGAGAAACUGAAGAUGAGGAAGAAGAGGGACAGAGUGUAAGCAAUGUGGAUGACAAAGAGGAAGAAGAGGAGGAGGAUAGAGGAAAUAGUAGCUGUAACAAAAAGGAUGAAGAAGAGAGUGUUUCUGGAGAGGGGGAGCAAGAGGGAGAUGAUGAAUCGGAGGAAGAAGAGGGUGAGGAGGAAACAAACUCUAGCAGUGAGGAAAAGGAUAAAGGGACUGAGAUGAACAAUAGUAUGGAGAUUGAAGAGGAGGAAGAAGGAGAAGAGGAAGAAAGCAGUGAAGCGAUGGGUGAAGGUGGAAGUGAGUCUGACGCAGUUGAAGAGGAGGAGGGGGGAAGUGAACACUCCAAUGAAGAAGAAGGGGAAGAGGAUGAAAGUGAGGUGAGUGAGGACGAAGAAGAGGAAAGUGGUGAAGAGUCGGUGAGCACAAUUGACAGCAAGAGUGAAGAGGACGAAGAGGGUGAAACUGAGGAGCAAAAAGAUGAUCAAGAUUCCACAGAAAGUGAGGAUGAGGAGAAAGACUCAGAAGAUGAAGAGUCAGAUGAGAGCAUAGGAGAUAGGAAAGAUGAUGAGAACCAGGAUGAAGUGAGUGUUGAGAUUGAAGAGGAGGAAGAGAAGGAUAACGAGAGUGAUGAAGAGGAGGAGGAGCAAGAUGAAAAAAGUGAAAAAGAAGAUGAGGCGUGUGAGGAAGAGGAGUUGUCAGAUGAGGGGGGAAGUGGUGGGGGUGAGGAAGGGGAUGAGGAAGAAGAUGAUGACGAAGAAGAGAAUGAAACAAUGGUUAAACUGACAGAGACAAGACCCACAAAUCUGAGACAGGAACAAGGUAAACAAAAGAUUGAGGAUGAAGGGGGAGAAGAAGCGGGUGAGGAAGAAAAGGAGGAAGAAGAAGAGGGUUGGGAUAGAGGAAAGGUUGCAAAGGUGGCUGAGGACGGACAUGAGAGUGAGGAGGAGGAAGAAGAGGAGGAAGAAGAAGAGGAGGAAGGAGAAAAGGGUCAGGAAAGAGGAAAUUUCGCAAAAGUGGCCAAAGAAGAACAUGAGAGUGAAGAAGAGGAAGAGGAGGAGGAAGGAGAAGAGGAGGAAGAAGAGGGGGAAGGAGAAGAGGGUCUUAAAUUAGGGGAGGUUGCAAAGGUUGCCAAGGAAGAACAUGAGAGUGAGGAGGAGGAAGAAGAGGAGGAAGGAGAAGAGGGUCGGGAAAGAGGAAAGGUUGCAAAGGUUGCUGAGGAAGAAAAUGAAAGUGAGGAGGAGGAAGAGGGGGAGGAAGGAGAAGAUGAGGAAGAGGAAGAGGAAGGAGAAGAGGAGAAAGGAGAAGGGGGUCGGGAAAGAGGAGAGGUUUCAAAGGUGGCCGAGGAAGAAAAUGAGAGUGAGGAGGAGGAAGAGGAGGAGGAAGGAGAAGAAUCGGAAGAAGAAGAGGAAGAAGAAGAAGAAGAAGAAGAAGAAGAAGAAGAAGAAGAAGAAGAAGAAGAAGAAGAAGAAGAAAAAGAAGAAGAAGAAGAAGAAGAAGAAGAAGAAAAAGAAGAAAAAGAAGAAGAAGAAGAAGAAGAAGAAGAAGAAGAAGAAGAAGAAACGAAAAAGACCCAAACAAAAACACAGGACACGCAGAAGUUGCUUCCCGACAGAAAAGAGAAGCAGCAAAGAGAAAAACCAGAACCAGCUCCGAGGACGAGGCAGAGACCUGCAGGAGAGAAGAACCCAGAGGAGAAGCAGUUCUGGAACAAUGUUCUACCGCAGUAUCUGGACCUGCAGUGAAGGCUAGGCUCAAUGCUCCUGAACAGGCAAAAGGUAUUCAAGUGGUAUUUAGAGCCGGAGAAAGUUUUAUUUUUUGGUACAUGAGUAAAACGUUUUUUUCUGUAAAAAUAUAUUUUUUGAUUAUUAUACAUAUAGAUAUUUGUUAGCUGUAGAGAUAUAUUUGUAAAUUUCCAAAAAUAUAUAUUUCAUAGGUGUCAAAAAAAGAUUGUGCAGUCAGCAGUGGAUUUAGUUAAAGAUAAAUAAUAAUAAUUAUAAUCAUUUAUCAGGCUCUGGAAACAUCUGCAGUACUUUUUGCCAAGGCAAUUUAAUGCUGGUUUUAGUCAUUUCAAGGAAUUUGUUGACUGUAAGAAAAAUACAGAAAAAUACAGACUAUCACAGAACAUCCUUUAGAAAUAUAACUUUGGUUUAAAAUAAAGAAAUGAUUGAUUAAACAAGUUAA